AGGGUUGCAGGGACGGGGGCAGGCAAGACUGGGCUUCUCUCUUCCUUUUGCUUGCAAAACAGGCAGCAGGGCAGAGCAAGGGGGUCUUCCCGGAUGUGAUUUCCCCCCUCUGGGUCCCUGUGGGCGGCCUCAGCUGUAUCUGCUGUCAGAAUGAUGGGCUGCAAGACCAACUCGCUGACUUGCCUGCAAGGUGGGAAGCCGGGGCUGCCCGUGGCCACCGCCACAGACUCCACGGCCACCCUCAACAAGCUGGCUCUGGCUACGGGGGGCACGGAGAAAUCCUGGUACCGCUGCAUCUUCCCCUUCGGCAUUGUCUCCUUGGUCAUCGGCAUCGCUGCCACGUGCAUCACCUUCACCAUCAAUGGGCCGCAGAUGGACAUUGCCAAGGUGGUCUCGGUGGCCACCCUGAUCUUUGGGGUAGGACUGCUGGUGGCUGCCUUGGUCUGCUGGCGGGCCAAGAGGGAGCGGCAGCGCAAGAAGCAGCAGGGUGAGCCGGUCCCCCUGGAGCAGGGAGCCCUAUGAU
Eublepharis macularius is the source of this 523-nucleotide messenger RNA. Its product is annotated as transmembrane protein 100-like. The record is from RefSeq and is a predicted model, not a curated record. The transcript has a single exon. Gene Ontology annotation, biological process: cellular response to BMP stimulus. Bases 151 to 522 code for a protein of 123 amino acids. Lineage: Eukaryota; Metazoa; Chordata; Lepidosauria; Squamata; Eublepharidae.